CAACCUUGCUGAUUGAACAGCCGAAGCUCGCAAUCCUUAGCUGUCUGAUUGUAUGACUCCUAGGUCCUGAGACCGACCGACUGACCCCUUCUCCCGAAUCGAUCGCGAGAGAGCACUUUGCUUCUGGUCACAAUGCCAGCCGGAUCGCCCAUCCAACGGCUAUCAGACGAUCUGCUCUCCCGGAUCCUCCAUAUUGUCUCUCGAUCCGACGGUCACUUCGAACACGCACUCGUCUGCAAGCAAUGGCAUCGCAUCGCACGUUGCGUGCACGACCACAUGCACAUUCGCGAAGACCGUGACAUGAGUCCUCGCGAACUGCUCCCGCACCUCUCGUCAUUCCCAAGGCUCACGAAACUCGUCCUCUCUCCCGAAAGCCUCUCUUCCGUCCCAGACUUCCUCCUCGCUCGCGUGGCCGACACGUGUCCCGAUCUCACCGAGCUUCGCAUCGAUCGCACGGAUCAGCUCUACGCACGCGAAUUCUUCACAGAGGAUGGCCUUUCUCGCGUGUUCCAACGGUGCCUCCGACUGGAAACGCUUCACCUGGUCUGUCCGCGUCGUCUCGCCGCCGUUCCUCUGUCCAUCAGCAAUCUCACCCACCUCAAGUACCUACACCUCGACGCAAAAAGCGUUGCUCGUCUUCCCAUCUCCCUCACCUCGUUACAGUCACUCCGAAGCGUCACGCUAGACAUGGAAGCACUAGAAGAACUGCCGCAAGGUCUCUGCAAUUUCAGCCACCUGGAGUCCCUGCAGCUGAUCAACUCUCAGUUCGCCGGAACUCCGCUCCCGGAAUCUCUUGGACAGAUCACCAGUCUGACGCGUCUCUCCAUCGCCGGCUGCAGAUCCCUUCAGCUGCCCGAUUCGCUCACCAAUUUGUGGUCCCUGAGGGUUCUUGAAAUCCGCAAUUUCCCCGCUGCCCGCGAAUCUCGGUCAGCUGCACGCGCUCGAGGCUCUAGUGCUGGAGGAAGUGCUCAGAAUCAGAGAGCUGCCGGAGACUCUAGGGCAGCUGCAGCGGCUGCGGAUCUUCUCUUUGAAAAGCUCUUGGAUAGAUUUUCUGCCCCAGUCGCUGCCCCACCUGACUUCACUCACCUCCCUUUCCCUGGACAUCCCACGACCUGAAGUGCUGCCCGAGAAUGUCGGUCAGUUAUCGAGACUUCAGAAUUUCAAGCUGGAUGCUCCGUCUGUCACUGGCCUCCCCGGUUCAAUCAUUCUGGCAACUGCGCUCCAGGAACUUUCUCUCGACCGCCUCCGAAAUGUCACAGCUCUGCCCGAGCAGUUCGGGCAGCUGACUUCCCUGGAGGUCUUGCGCCUGGCCGACAUUUCACAGCUCACUCACCUGCCCGAAUCCCUCGGGCAACUGGCGAAGCUGAGGGUGCUGACGCUUCUCAGGUGUGAGCAGCUGCAGCAGCUGCCAGACUCCCUCGUCCUGCUGUUUUCCCUCGAGCGCCUGGACGUGGAUCUCUGCGAGAGGCUGGGUGCUCUACCAGACGCCAUGGGGGACGGCUUACAGGGGUUGACGGAGCUGCGUCUAGUGCACUGCAAAGCCCUUGCCCACCUCUCUCCAUCCUUCUCUGGCCUGUCAUCCCUCGAAACCCUGGAGAUCCAGCAUGCAGAAAGCCUCACAGGGUCGCUGCCAGAGGGGCUCUGCUCCUUGGGAAACUUAAGAAAGCUCGAGCUAGCCUCCAUCCCGCACCUGCCUUCUCUCCCUGCUCUCGCGCUCACUCUGACCCGCCUCAUGGUGAGCAACUGCAAGGGAAUCACGCAGCUGCCGGAGGCGAUCGGACGGCUGGGAGCGCUCGAAGAGCUCAGGAUCUCAAAUCUAGACGGCUUGAAAUGUUUCCCGAAGGCUCUGUUAGCGCUGCCACGGCUGAGGCAUCUUGUGGUGAAGGAGUGUGGGGGGCUCAAGGCUCUGCUGGGGGAUGAGGAAGCGGAGGGAGCUGAGGGGGACGUGGGGAGUAGUCAAACGGCUGACGCGGUACUGCCGUCCCUGCAACUGCCGUCCCUGGUACUGCCGUCCCUGCAACUGCCGUCCCUGGUACUGCCGUCCCUGGUACUGCCGUCCCUGGUACUGCCGUCCCUGGUACUGCCGUCCCUGGUACUGCCGUCCCUGGUACUGCCGUCCCUGCAACUGCCGUCCCUGGUACUGCCGUCCCUGCAACUGCCGUCCCUGGUACUGCCGUCCCUGCAACUGCCGUCCCUGGUACUGCCGUCCCUGCAACUGCCGUCCCUGGUACUGCCGUCCCCACAACAGCCGUCCCUGGCGAGUCUCGUGAUGACAGAUCUUCCUUUCAAGGCGCUGGGUCCGUCUCUAGGCCACCUGCCCUCGCUGCAGAGCCUCGCGCUGAUGCACAUGCCUGCACUGCUCUCCCUCCCCGAUUCCAUCUCCCACCUCUCAAGGCUGCAGGAGCUUCAUCUCUCGUCCUCAAAGGCCAUGGAGGCUCUACCGGGAGCUGUUGGACAUCUCUCAGGGCUUAUUCGACUGUAUCUAGCUGACCUUGAGAGUCUGUGUGCGCUGCCCGAGUCGAUCGGGCAGCUGAAUUCGCUCAAGUACCUGGAAAUCAGUAGCUGUUCGAAGCUUUAUCAGCUACCGAAGUCUUUUCCGGAGCUGCCCAAGCUGCAGUCGUGCGUGUUUUAUGACCUGAAUAUCUUAUUCAUACCUGAAGACUUCUGGAAGCUCUCUUCGCUCAAGUCCCUGUUCCUGGUAAAGCUGCACUGUCUGCGCUGCCUGCCCGAAUCUUUUUCGCAGCUGCCCCGCCUGGAACAGCUGAAAAUCUCCCACUGCUAUUGGCUGGAUAAAUUACCACCGUGUCUCCGAGACAUGCCAUCGCUGCCUGGGUUCUUGAUCCAAAAAUGCCCUCUGCUCUCGACGGCACGGAGUAUGAUUGUUUAUGGGUCCGCUUAUGUGGGGGACGGGGAGGCACGUGAGGAGUUGUUGGAUCGAUGGGAGGAGAGGUGCUGGCAAGUGGCGGAGGAGGGCGACAGUGAUGACGAGGGGGACGGUAGAGAGGAGCUGGGGGGGGUGAUGAGCAGUGAGCAUGAUGAAUUUGAGGAGGAAGAGGAAUUUGAGGAGGAAUGGGACGAGGAGGAUGAGGGAUCAGAGGAGUGGGAUGAGGAGGAUGAGGGAGAGGCGGAUGAGGAGGAUGAGGAGGAAGCAGAGGAAUGCCAGGAAGAGGAAGGCAGUGAUGGGGAGGAGUGGGAGGGGGUUGUGGAGUUGAGGGGGAGGAGGGAGGAAGGGGAGGGCAGGGAGGGGAUGCUGGGGAGUGAAAGGGGCGAGCAGGGAGAGGGAAGGAUAGCAUGAGGUUUCCAGGAUGAGGAAGGGGCUGUGGCCCUGGACUGGGGAUCAGCAGCAGAGCAACUUGGAGCAGCUGCGGGCCCGUUCAAUCGCUAACUGCUCCAACUGCUCCACAUCUGCAUGCACCGGCACACAUGCCGUUAUCUCUUCGUGAACUGCCAGCGCUGGAUGGGAAUGGUGUUACCUCUGGGAUUCUCCACUAAUUUCAAGCCAAAACGGCAAGGGUUUUUCCUUGUCAGGAGAUGCGGAGUUGAGUGGGAUGGGUCAGGGGGUAUAUGUCGAUGUCACUUUUGAGUCGACUCAAAAGUCACCUCAAUUGGAUGGGUCAGGGGGUAUAUGUCGAUGUCCUGGAAAGAAGUGAAGGGCGGACAGCAGAGGAAGAAAGGCGGAAGGGGCGUAUGGUGAUGAGGCGAAAGGUGAAGCGUAGGAAAUGGAGAAUGGGAAGGACAUGAGGGAUUUGGGAAAAGGGAGGAGGCAAGGCGAGAUAGAAGCUGUAGAAAAAGAGGGGUUGAAAUGAAGGGGAUGAGCUAUUGGUAAAUGGUGGCAUGCUAGUGUAACAUCCGAAGAAACGAGUCUUUUUGUUUGUCAACGCUCAUGGAU
Molecule: messenger RNA, 3889 nt
Organism: Closterium sp. NIES-67
Lineage: Eukaryota; Viridiplantae; Streptophyta; Zygnematophyceae; Desmidiales; Closteriaceae
Source: the annotation of a GenBank genome assembly